Brassica rapa (field mustard) is the source of this 9495-nucleotide messenger RNA. RefSeq lists its product as uncharacterized. Lineage: Eukaryota; Viridiplantae; Streptophyta; Magnoliopsida; Brassicales; Brassicaceae. The record is from RefSeq and is a predicted model, not a curated record.
AUAUUUUUCUAAAAUAUAUAACAAUUUUUAAAUACUUCAUAAAUUAAUAUAAAAUAAAUUUGUUAUAAUCCCGCCCGUAGGGUGGGCCGACCCUAGUCAUUUAUAAAAGUUUAUAAACCCAACUCCACACUUUAAAUGUAAUUAAACUAAUUUGAGUGGAUGUUUUUUUGAAAAUUGCCAACAAACUUAUAGUAUUUUAAGUAUUGUAUUUUAUCUUAAGUUUAAAUAAUGUUUACUAGGUGUUUUGCCCGUACAUGCGGGCAUAAUCAUCUUACAAAUACUUAUUAUUCUAUGUCUUAUUAAUCCAAAAAUCAGCACUAUAAAACUCUAAUUGGUGAACAUGGUGAAGGAAAAAAAUUAUGGUGAAUUUUUUGUUCCUCAAAAUUUAUACUAGAUAUGUUGAAUUUUAGUCAAAUUAUUGAAAGGUAGAUCCUACUUUUUUCUACAAAAUUCUCCAUGGAAGAAUGAAUUUAUAAGAAAAUAUUUCCAUAUUCAAUUUUGAUAAGGAACAAAUCGAACUAAAUUCAUAUUUUUUUAAUUUUUUCAAUUCCUCAAAUGAAAUUUUAUUUUUUAUUUUGUUCAUUUUUUCAUUCUUCUAGUGGUCAACAACUGACGCUAUAGCGUUUCACAAAUUAAACUUAAACUGGUUUAAAAUAAAAGGAAGAAAAUUUGUUUUGAACUCAAUCACAAGUUAAAUUAUUAUUUACGAUUUUAAAUAGUUAAAUCAAACAUCAAAUUAUUUAUAUAUGUCAAAAAAACGUUCAUCAAACUAGGUACUUAUUAUUGUGUUAAAAGUUUUAAAACACUCAUAUAUUAGAAAUUUUAUUUUAUCUUAAGUUUAAAUAAUGUUUAUUACCUUUACGUAGUUGUUAGUUUUAACUUGCUUGUGUUUCUUUUUCUGACGACCAUUUUUGAAUCAUGCCACACCAAGCUUUUGUUUGUGUAAAUUAUUUAAAUUAUCUAAGUUUUUUAGUCUUCAUCUAUGGAGUAUUCUUAUACAUUUCUAUUAAUUAAUGUUCGUGAAAUGUAAACUUUGAAAACAUUAACUAAGAGUAUUUGAACUGUUUAAUUACUGUUGGUUCAUAGAGGUAUGACAAAUUGUUUAGUAUUUAGUACUGUAGCAGAAUAAAAACAUUUCUGACUAAACGUUAACAAACUUUUAAUUUGUAUAAAAUUCUAAGUUUAUUUUAAGAAUGGGAGGUAGUAAAUGAAUUAAACGUCUAGUUAUAUAUGCGAUUGUCGAUCCUUGCAAAAGUAGCAUAGACUUUACAAAAGUACUACUAAACUAUGCAAAUUACUAGAAUGUUACACAUUUUAUGGUUUAUUACUAGAAUGUUGUAUAUCUUUGUUUUAUUACUAGAAUGUUUUCUCUUUCCUAGUAAUUUAUAAUAAGGAGCUUUUGUUAUGUUUUAUUUUCUGAAACUAAUUUUAAAGAUCAAAGCCACAUCAGUUAUUUAAAAUCCACAUCACAUCAGUUAUUUUUUGAAACCAAACCGUCUCUAUCACUAACACUAUCACUAUCAUACAUACGGUUUUGUAAAAAAAAAAAAAGAAAAGAACACGAAGAACUGUGUUGUGUCGAAGAAGGAACCGCAAACCGAAAUCGUCUCACCCUUCGAAACCCUCGUCGACAUUGUUCUUUACUUCUUCGAACUCUCUCUAACUCUCUGUCGUUGAACUCUCUAUAACUCUCUGUCGUUGAACUCUGUCUCGUCGGAGUUUUUAGAAACCGUCGUCUGUACGAAAUCGCCUUCACCGCAUUCUCAUCAACGAGUUCAUCUUUUCCGAUGGAUGUUAGUCAAGUCGAACCACGUGAUUACCCUCCAAGACUUUACCCUUCUAACCUAGAAGGUAAAGAUAUCAAUCAUAAUUUCCGUGCAGGACAUUUCCCCCACAUUAAAGAAACAAUAGGACUCGAUGUGUGGGAAGAACUGGUGAACUCUCCCAUUGGAGUAGUUGCUAGGCUACUUUCACGCGAAAGCAUUUGGUCUGGUAGGACCGUACACUAUCUGCUAUGUAGACAGCUGCGAGUGCAUAAAAAGGAGAUAUGGUCUGUUGUGGCUGAUGAUGUUAUCAGGUUUAGCUUGCUCGAGUUUGGUGAGAUCACUGGGUUAAACGCAGGUCCAUUGCCAACAGAAAAUUUUGAACCUGAUCAAUACAAAGAGUUUUGGGAGGAGUUGAAGGUGCCGCUUGGGAUGGGACCCAAGUAUGAUGAGCUGAAGGCAGCAUUAGAGUUCUGUCCUGGUUGGAGUUUUGAAAAGCGUAAGUGGUUGGGGAUGUUAUUUCUUCAAGCCAUGGGACUGUACUGUUUGCAUCACAAUUCAAGGAUACCCUUUCAAAGUGCAAUAAGGGUAUUCGACGAUGAAGCCAUGAGGUCGUAUCCAUGGGGUCGGACUGCAUUCGAAGUUCUUGUUGACUCUCUGAAAACACUGUCUCCAGAUGGAAAGUCAUACACAGUAAGCGGCAUGAAGGACGUUUUAUUGGUUUGGGCGUAUGAGUCCAUCGUCUGUUUCGGUGAGAAGUUUGGGAGAGUGGUCAACAAUGAAGACGUUCCUCUUUUGCGAUGGGGUGGAAGGCGUACACGUUCAAGUUUUGAUACUGUCUUGUCUGACGAAAUCAAAGAUCAUGGCGAGGUCCGUUUGAGGAGAAUGGUUAUGAAGGAGUCAAUUGAAGAGAUGUUUCCUGUAUGGUCGGAUGAACCUGACGACCCACAACUCGUUAGGUUGGUAGAAGACAUACACGCAGGUAGAUACGUGAAAGGUUUCUGGGAAGUACAGAGGGAUGAGCAGGGGAAGGGGAAUGAGAAGAAGAAGAAGAAGAAAACGAAGGGAGUUUCAUCAGAAGCUGAGCCAUCAACAAAGAAGCAGAAGAAAGAAGCUGCUGAAACGAGAAAGGGUUCUAGCGAGGAGGAAGCUGUAUUGGACAAAGCGACUCUGACGAAUCUUGUGAGUGCUCUGCAGAAUAUUUCAGCAAAAUUUGACGCUUACGAUUUUGACCGGAACCGGCCAGUGAUGGACGAGAAGACCCUAGAUAACGUGGUGAAAGCUGUAGUGCAGCAGAGUCUGAAAGUUUUGGGGGAAAGGAAAAUUCCCGACAACGAUGCUAAACUCUCCUCCGCCGGCGUAGAAAAAUCUUUAUCGGUGACAUCAUCACCUCGUAGGAGGUCGCCACCGGAAAAGUCGGACAAAAGUCCAGUGGUAGAACCGCAGGCACAGGAGGAGAAGUCUGUAAAAACUCCAGUGACAGAACCGCGGCAGCAGAAAAAGCCUGUCAAAAGUCCAGAGCCGCCGCAGCAGAAAGAGAAGGCUGUCAAAAGUCCAGUGCCGCCGCAGCGGAAGGAGAAGGCUGUCAAAAGUCCGGUACCGGCGCAGCAGAAACAGCAGAAGUCAGUCAAAAGUCCAGCGUUAGCUGAGACCCCUGCAAAGAAGAAUGCGGAGCUUGAGAAGGAUACAGUGGUGAGAAGGAUUUUGGGUGAUGAUUUUAAUGAAACUGAUUUCAUCAGUGUUUCUCCUGCAAAGAUUACUAAGGAUGCUAAGGAUGGUAAAGAUGCCAACGUUCCAGCCUAUGGACGCGGCUUACGGGGCAAGGCCAAGCGUACUGUUACUGUAAAGGAUGAGGCUAUCGAGGAUAAGAAAAAAGCACAGCGGGCAGAGGCUGCGUUGAAGAGGAAGGAGAAGCAAGAGGCUAAGAAAAAAGAGAACGAGGAGAAGAAACAGAAGAGAAAAGCGGCUGAGUUACAAAAGAAACAAGAGGCUGGGUUACAGAAGAAAAAGAAGGAAGACGAGGCUGAGUUACAGAAAAAAAAGAAGAGGCUGAGUUACCGAAGAAGAAGAAAGAAGAAGAGGCUGAGUUACAGCGGACUGAGGAAUGUGUUGUGACCAACGACGAAGUUCUUGCGGAAGAUAACGCAUUGGCGGCGGAGUCUGAUGUCGAGCCAGCUGAAUUGAUUAGCUCUUCCGUGAUAAAGGAACUUCGGGAGAAAUCAGUUAAGUUAUCUCCACAAGGGUUUUCAUUGACGAACCUUGAUUCAGCACCAGAUUUUCCGUACAUUGGAGACAAUGGACAGACGACUUGCAUGAGGAAGAACAUUACACCUUCAUCAGUAAUAUACGACCCUUGCGCACCUGUUGAUCUGGCGCGACUGGAAAAACUGAAGCAACACAUUAAGGCAAUUCCACCCAAACCACCAGCACCUAAAGAUAAACCAGUAGAACCCUCAGCUGAUCAUGAGAGUGACUUCUACAGCAUACUCAUGCAUGAAAGACCGUGGCCUGACAAAGAAUAUGGAUGGGUGUUUGAUAAUGUAAGUCUUUAUUAAGGCUGACUUAUAUAUUCUAUAAAGGCUGACUUAUAUAUUUAAUUCAUUAUAUUAUGGCUGACUUAUUAUUUUUCUUUGUCUAGCAUAUCGCUGCGUAUAUGAACGUCCUCAUACAAAGGUCCAUGCGAGAUCCCACUCCAUUCUGGUCCAAGCGGAUUGGUUUCAUAGACCCUUGGUUGUUAAGUUCUUGGGCUUCCCUCGAUUACAGGCAGUUCAGGAUGAAACCUGCUUCGUUCAAGUUCAAAGACAGUGGUUAUGAAGCGUUGGUAAACGGGAGAUUCCCCGAAGAAUUUACAACAAACUUGAAGUGGUAUGCAGAUGUGGAUCACGUGUACGGAUGUCUUCAAACCGGCGGUAAUCACUGGGUGGCGUUUCACGUGGAUCUGAUCAAAGAGAAGAUAGAUUGCUACGAUCCAAUCUAUGGAGAGUCAACACCCGAAAGUGAGCAAAAAAUGCUAAAUGCUUUUAGACCUCUACUGGAGAUGCUUCCCUGGAUGUUGAAUGAGCUUAUUCCUGCCGAUCUCCGAAAGCAUUCUAGGAAGAGGUUCGCAUUCAGACGGAGGAGCAAAAGAUACAUUCCACAAAACAACAUCAUAGGUGAUUGUGGGGUUUAUUCGUUGAAGUUUGUGGAGUGUCUAGCGCUUAGUGUAACUUUUGAUGGCAUAAACGAUAGUAAUAUUCAAGGGUUACGGGUGAAGAUGGCAGCAGAUAUCCUCGAGGAAGGAGGAAAUGUUGGAAUGAACAAUUUGUUUUCAUAAUGAAACUAUGUUUGUUUGUGAACCUGUGUUUGUUGUUAUGUUAACUAUUUGACUUUGGAUAACUGCUGUAAUAACUCAGUCGUAUCGAUUAGUAAUACUCAGCCAGUACUCAUUGAUAACUCAGUCAUACCUCAAACAUACUCUAGAAUCAAAAUAAUUAAUAAUUUUUCAUUCGAAUGUUAUAUAUAAAGUCCAAUUAUCAAAAUAAUUAAUAAUAACUCAAUGUGUGAGCAUGAUUUUUGUUGACUAUACGAGUUUGGAAUCGAUUAUAAUCUUGAGGUAUAUGUUGUCUCUUACGAGUACCUAAAACUCUUGGCAGUGAUAUGAGGUGUGAGCAUGAUUCAAAACACGUAAACUGUUAUUGUGUUAUUUAUUAUGAAUUUGUGAUAUUUAUCAUAUCUUGUGGUUCGUACAUCAUAAAUCAUAACCCUAAACAAUCUUAUUCGGAACCCAAACCCUAAAUAACUAAACCCUAUACCCUAAACGGCAAACAACAAAUCAGCCGUAAAGGUCUUACUAACUCAGCCUGUUAGUGUAAGUUAAUAUUUACAUAUGGCGCGAAAAUUUUAGAUAUUUUAUCUCGCGACCUUUAAUGUUCUAUACUUCCCCUAUAUAUAGCCCCCUUCUCUUGCACCUUCUCGCCUUAUCUCACUAGAAAACCUAAACAAUAUCUCUAUAUCGCCUUACAAAGUUAUGAUUGUUCCUGGUUAUUCAGAAAGGUUAGAGAACAGAGUCAAUGAGAUACUAAACUCUGAAAAUCGUGAAAACCUUCCCGUUCUAUACCCUGGCCCGGGUGUCUUGCUUGACAGCGUAAUCUGGUUUAAAUUUCUAAGCGAUCUCUCCCUGGCCAUCCCGUCGAUUUUAGCAGAAGGAUGGGUUCAUGAUUGGCCGACAUGGCGCGCCAUUCCCGAUCAUUUUAAGGAACGCUGGUUUCUUCAACUCGCUGUAAGGACAACAUCUUUGAAUUGUUUUUGAUAUUAGACAUAAUAACAGCACUUACAUUUGGAAAUUGGUUUUUUGUUGUAGCGCAAACGCACGUGGGCACGAAGAUAUAAUUUUCAAGUUUGGACAAAUUUUAAUCUGGUGGCCAGAACGGUGUUUCGUUGUCAGAUGUGCCUCUUGAAGAGGAGGUGGGCACAUGGGGGUGAGAAGCCUGCGUGGAUGCUAACUAGAGUUUGGCGUGAUCUUGUCCACAUGUUUGAAGAAUUUGGUCCUGAUAAUUUUGGUUUUAGUAAUUGAUUUGUUGUUUUUGUUUGUAUUCAGCCGUCAAGUUUUUGGACUGCGAUCUGGCAUCCACUCUUCGUUCAGCAAACCAUCUGGUCAUCAUAACCCGUAUCGAUUCCAAUAUUCGAACAAUGUUAAGACCUCUAGCAUGCGAUAAUGCUCUGUUCAUUGAUUCCGCUAUGUUCGUAGUCAUCAAAUUGUACCUCUCGCCCGGGAAAUAAACACGUGUCCACAGUCUGACAUCAGCUCUUUCGAGGUAGCCGUGGAGAUCAGGAUUAAGUGCUUCAAUCUCCUCGAAAAUCAUAUCAAAGUCAGACAUUUUAAAACAUCUCGCCGCUUUCUUCACCAGCCGAAAUACAUCUUUUCCUUUGUACCGUCCCAAUAUGUUUUUAUACAAAUGAUAGGUGCAUAUUCCACGAGCAGCUAACGGAUACACAUUUGUAAUUGCUUUCCCUAUCGAGUUAUGCCUAUCUGAUAUUAUCGCAAGACCCUCCUGGUCAGGAAUCAACACUUUUAGUUGCGUAAAAAACCAAUUCCACGAAUCAUCAUUUUCAGUGUCAACCACUGCGAAGGCUAUUGGAAAAAUCUGAAAGUUACCAUCCUGAGCUAGUGCUGUGAGUAGCGUCCCUUUAUAUUUACCAUUAAGAAACGUACCGUCGACGACAACAACUUUGCGCAUGAAAUGAAACCCAUUAACGCUCGCACCAAACGCAAGAAACACAUACAUGAAUCUUCCAAGCUCAUCGAUUUGAAGACGCGUAACUGUAUUCGGAUUUGCCCUUCUUAUCAUGUAUAAGUAAGAAGGCAAGAGUUCAAAACCACACUCAGGUGUGCCCUCAUCGAUUUCCCUUGCACAUUUAAGCGUCCGGUGUGAUUUCCAAUAUUCCAUCUGCUCACAUGAAAAAACAAUUUACAUAACUCAGCCACAUCAUAUCAUUAAGACGGUCACAACGUAAUCAUAACUCAACCAUAGUUUUGUAACUCAGCCAUUUCUAACAUAAAAUAACCCAGCCUAUACUCUACCAUAACUCAGCCGUUCUAACAUAAUUACCUUUACACCAAACUGCUUAGUAAUAGCUAUUCCGACACUCUCAGGGCGAACGGCCGGACCAACGUUGCCGAGAAAGUUCUUGUACAACUCUCCUAAAAUAUCCGGUGUUUCAUUUCGAGAUCGAUUAGAACGCUCAGUUACAGAACAUGCAUGAUCCGAGUCGUAAAUACGAAUAUAAAACUGCGGGGACAAUCCUUCGGUAGAUGCACGAACUCUCCAUGUACAUCCAUCAACCCAACACUUAACAACGUAUGUUGUCAGGUUUGAUAUUUCUACAUCAAAAUCAAAUUGAUGCCUCACUGUAAAAAGUUUCAGUCGUCUCUUCAAAUGCUUUUUAGUCAAGUAUCGUUGUCCUACCGCAAGGUCUAACGACGACAUCUCCAACUUCAAAACCUCCAGAUUCCCUUUAGAUUCGCUCAUCAAGAAGUUCUGAUAUCUCUUCUUGGAAGGUAGCGUUGGUGAAUCUUCGUCUUCUUCGAUAGGAGACUCACCGUAUGUGCUGAAGUUAUCAUCUUCAGAUGACGCACCGUCCGAGUCAUCGAACAUAUCAAAUCGACUUUCAAAUUCAUCAUCUUCUUCGUUUUCUUUGCCUAUUUCAUCUUCUCCGGCUACGUCGUGUAUUUCAACGUUACUAAAGCAGUCAUUCUCAAUUUCAUCUUGUUCAUCCUCCAAACUGCAACCAUCGUAACUCCCAUUCUCUAUAGACUCAACUUCUAAAGCUUCUUCUUCUAAAGCUUCUUCUUCUGAAGCGUCUUCUUCUGAAGCGUCUUCUUCUGAAGCGUCUUCUUCUGAAGCUUCUUCUUCUGAAGCUUCUUCUUCUGAAGCUUCUUCUUCUGAAGCUUCUACGUCUGAGCUGUCAUCCUUUUUCUCUGUAAUCUCCACACAGAGACGUAGUUGUUCGCUUUUCUUUAAGCUUAGAAAACAUUGCAAUUGUCGAGUGUUGGACACGUAAACUGGUGGAGUGUUGUGCGCCAUUGUUUUCAAUGUUUUAUUCGAAAACAUGUAGCUAAGCAGAAUAUGAACCUUCAAAUCAUUCAAACCGUAAUCGUCGAUGACAGACUUUAUGAAAUCUUCAAGUUUAGUUUUCUCACCUAAAUGAAGAACUCUACACCCUCUACUGUCGACGUUGAAUACAUAUCGUUUUUUCAUAAUCCAUUUACCGGAAACAAUAAUAACGGGAUCCAUUACCAUAUGAGAAAGAUGAAGAGGAUAGAUAACUGAGAUGAUGAAGAAGAAAAGAAAGGCUGUGUAAUCAUUCAAAAAUAAGAUGAAGAAGACAACUGAAAGGUCUCGUAACUCAGUUGUAAAUUGGGCGACCGUUAGUGAUGACAUGUCAAAUCCGAGUUGAUGACAUGGCAGAUGACAUGGAACAUCGGUUAAUCAGCCGACAAACAAAUCAGUAACUCAGCCAAAAUAAGUCAGCCAUCAUUUUUACACUUUGUCAGCCGAUACAUGGAAACAUUCUAGUAAUUAAUCUUUUGACAGUAAGUCAGCCGCAAUAAGGAUGAACAACCAUAUGUCAGCCGUAUCGUUACGUAAAUCAGCCAUCAAACGAGAACAUUCUAGUAAUUAAUCUUUCGCUCAUACGUCAGCCGCAAAGCAGCUGAGUUUACUUUUUAUCCAUGCUUUAACGGCUGACUAAUACAAACCCAGUUGUAACAGCAUCCCAUAACUCAGUCGUGGCUUCAAUAACCCAGCCCAUCCAUGUUCCUUUACUCAGCUGAAAAAAAGUUUCUCAGCCGUUUCUUAACCACGACUCAGCCAAAUUUUCCAGAAAUCAAACCGCCAAUGUAUAAGUCAGCCGUCAUUUGUAUCAUUAAGUCAGCCGUGGUCACAUAACUCAGCCGGAUUUCUGUAAAUCAGUUGUAUUGGCAAGCUGACUUAUAGUUUUAAGUCAGCCACUUUCACUUAAGUCAGUCGUAUGUAUUAAGUCAGCCGUAACGUAAAGAUAAAUCGGCCGUAACUACAAAUCUAUCGCUUAACAGCUGACUUAAUGAAAAUACGGACGCGAAUUCCUCCGUGGCGCCGGUUUUUUGCCUACGUGGCAGCGAAAAGUAAUGGCAUUCUCGUAAAUACGUUUUUUCUCAUAACGUAAAAAAAGGGUACGCUUGGUAUCGAAAAUAUUCUAGUAAUAAAAAAAAGAU